AUGAAAUAUUAUAAGCCCGGUGAUGUCCCUAUGGUGAAAGGUGAUAAGUUAAGCCUAGACUUGUGUUCCAAAAAUGAUCUUGAGAAAGAUUUUAUAAAAGAUGUGUCUUAUCCAAGUUCUGUUGGAAGUCUUAUAUAUGCACAAGUUUGUACUUGUCUUGACAUUGCUUUCAUUGUCAAUGCUCUUGAAAGUUAUCAAACUAAUCCAGGAAGAAUCCAUUGGGUUGCUUCUAAGAAAGUAAUGAGGUACUUGAAGAAGACAAGAGAUUAUAUGUUAAUGUACAAAAGGGUUGACGACCUUGAGGUCAUUGGUUACACAGACUCAGACUUUGCUGGGUGUCCUGAUGAUUUGAGGUCCACUUCUGGCUUUAUCUUUAUGUUUGUAUGGGGUGAGAUAUCUUGGAAGAGUGUGAAGCAAACUCUUAAAGCAUCUUUCACUAUGCAAGCAGAAUUUGUAGCAUGUUAUGAUGCAGCUACACAAGCCAUUUAG
Messenger RNA from Capsicum annuum, 489 nucleotides. Its product is annotated as secreted RxLR effector protein 161-like. The transcript has a single exon. NCBI's taxonomy places the organism in Eukaryota, Viridiplantae, Streptophyta, Magnoliopsida, Solanales, Solanaceae. The coding region runs from base 1 to 489 and encodes 162 amino acids. The record is from RefSeq and is a predicted model, not a curated record.